AUGAGUGAAUUCUGGUGCAAGAGGGAGAAUGCAACAGAGACUGCUCACAAGAGCGGGAGGAAACAUCAGUUGGCUGCUUCCUGUGCAACAGGGGAACAGACCCUUGCUGGUGUCACCAGAUGCUGCCCGGAUCAAAGGAAGAUGAUAAAAGCAAUGCCCUUUUUCUAUAGCAGUCCACCAAAACCUGUCAAAAAAAACAAGGCCAGACAAAACGGGUCAGCAUCAUCUGAAUCAGAUCCUGACUCUGUGUCACUAGAAUCCUCCACAGAAGAAUCUCAGUUCAAAGGCAACAUGAAAUCGGGAAACCAGAGACGGGAUCCAGAAGAGCUGCAAAUCACUGGAAUAGUCUCCUGUAGCCCUGAAGAAAAGAAGCAUAAAGGACUCAGGAAAAAAAUUGUCAAGGGUCUACUUCACAUAACUGGUGUGAAAAGCAAUGAAAAGAACAAAUUUAAGGAGCCUCAGAAGGAAGAGAAUCAUCCCAUUACAGCUGACCAAAUCAGAUUGCUGAUUAAGGACCAGAAAUUCAUUGAAGCUAGUGAGCAUCUCCUUGUCAUGGAGAGAGGAGCCAAUGGUGAUAAUUCAGACGGCACAGCUAAGGAGGAAAAGCUGGAUGAUCAGGGUGAAAUUGAAGAUUUGUAUGGUCUUUUGAAACAAGAAGUCCUCACCAUUAUACGCUCUUCUAUCAGCAUUGCACAGUCUCAGCCAAAAUUACUGCAGAAUGCAGUAGGAGCCGUAGUAGACCAAAUGAAGGAGGAUGAGAGAUCCAAGACAGAAGAAAAGAUACUGGGGGAAAUGAUGUGCUCCCGACCCAGAAAAUGGAAAGAGGACUGGAUGGAUUCAAUCCAGACAUCUGUAACCGAGCGAAUGCAAGCCCCUCCAUUUGAUGGGGAUGCCAGCCUCUCUACCACUGCUCACAGUUUCCUUCACAUGGGAAAGACAAUGAAAGAGGAUCUUAUCACAGUGGUGCAAAAUAUUAAACCUCAUUACCCUGAGCAUUUUCAAGUGUGUAGCACUUAUGCCAAGUUCUACCACCACUGUUUUGCCUCUCAGCUGGAGACGAUUGCUCAGUUUGAACUAGGGAAAAAGGACACUUACCUUCUCCUUUCCUGGGUGCAGAACAUCUACCCAAAUGACAUCAGACAUCACCCUGUUUUAGUUAAAGAGCUGGAAGGAGCCAAUCUUGAAAGCCUUUUACCAUCUAGAGAGAUCAAACAGCUUGAAAGUACACACCUGGCUAAUGAAGUGGAAUCUGUUAAACGCUGGUUGACUCAGUGUCUGAAGGUAGAAGCCUUGAGAUGGACUCAAGAGGUGGAACCAGUGAAACUGGAUGGUUAUUUUCACAGUGAACUACCAAUAGAUGUCAUACAGGCCAUCUAUGGCGCACGAAAGCGUGCUGAAGACAUUACCCCAGAGCUUGGCACAAGCAUUUCAGCCUCACUUUUGUUUGAACUCCUGAGUUUUCUGCAAAGCUACAAGAAGGAUCUGGAUAUUUUUAUUAAGGAAAACAAACAGCACCCCUAUUAUGAGGCUACCAUCAUGGCAAACAUUAAUAAUUCCUUGUGUUUUCGGACUCAUGCUGAAGAAAGCACAACAUCAGCACAAAAUGACAUCAAAAUGAAAAUUUUUACCACACUUAAUGAAAUCCAGAAUGCUGGGUUCACUGUGCUCCUUCAAGACUUAUUUCAGGAGAUAGAGCCUCUUUUUAAAACGUUUACCCAGAAGAAAUGGGUCUCCUGUGCAGAGAUUAUGCCUGAGAUCAUAGCAACCACCAGCCACUACAUUUCUACAUUCAAGUCUCUCAAAGACCCUCUCUACCAGGCUAUCAUGGAAAAAAUACACUUCCACCUGGUCCGAGAACACAUUACAAGGCUUCUGAAAAAGAAAGUCAGCUUGAGGUCACCAGAACAGCAAAACAGUUUGUCCGACCUGGUCCAGAAAAACGCCUCCAUUCUGCACAUGUUUUGCACACAGAACGGGUCCAAAGCCACCUGGCUGAAUUCUGCACUCCCAAGUCUGGCUGAAAUCAUCAAGCUCCAAGAUACAAAUGCCAUCAUGGUUGAAGUUGGUGUACUUGCAAACAAAUAUCCUGAUAUCAGCAAGAAACAUCUGUCUGCCAUCUUGUACAUCAAGGGCAACUUGUCCAGCAGUGAACUGAGAAGCAUCUUGAAUGUGCUGAACAUUGGUGUACAUGCCACUCUCCCUCCAGCAUCAUUGUUUUCAACAAUCAGGGUGUCAUAGACUUGGACUAUAAGCAUGCUUGUUGCUGUUAUGUCAAACAGUUCCCUUUCAUGGCAAAGCCAAUUUCCACACUGCGCCACUGCCAGACAUAGUGACUUAGUUAAAAAACAACAACACAACUUUGGAUCUCUGUUUUUCAGCUGGCUCUAGUGGUGAGAAAGAGACUUGUUCUUUAUGUCACUACAAAAUGUUCAGAGUGGAAUGGAGCAAAAGUGUGGUUCAUUACCUUGAACACAAGUGAUCCAUCCAGCAAUGGGUCCUGGAAAAUCUCCAACAUUUCCAUUGCUGCCUCGAGUCUUCCCAUCAAGAAAGUGGGGCAAAUGCCCAACACAUUAUCACUUAUGGGUGGCAUUGGUACAAUGCUGAAGGACUCCUUCAUUUUCUACUAUUUAUUAAAGCACUUAACAUUUAAAUAAAAAGUGGCACUUUGCAUAUGGUUUCUCUGGAAGGUGGGGAAAGGGUUAAAUUGGAGAAGGAAAUUAAAAAAAGCAAUCUGAAGAGGACGAGGGAUUCAGAUGUUAUCUUGAACACUCAAGAAUUGUUUCUUUUAGUAAAACAUCCUCCUGGAUUCAUUAUGAAUGUUUAUAUGAAAAUGGUAUCAUUUGGCAGGGGGCUCCCCUCACUUUGUUUAUAGAGAAGUAAUUGGCAAGCAAUGUAAUAUAAGAGUGCACUGAGAUGUUUGACUAGUCAUAAUCUCCAACCCAACCUUGUGAAGAAGGUUAAGCAUCCUGACAAGAAUGUUGUGAGAAACUAUGUGGGAUUAACCUACUUAUCUUGUCUUAGCCUACUUAGAGGAUGAGCAGAAUACCACAUGUUAAUAAUAGUAUUGUGCCUCUAUAGAACAGUUGUAAAUGUGAGCAUGCCACAGUAUAUAGUGUGCUUGAAUGUUGCUUGAAUGUUGGCUUUUCAGCCAUUGGAUCUAUAAUGAUCAUGGAAAUGUUUUCAUAUCCUGUUUUUUUCUAAUUAAAUACAUUUUCAUUAAAUACACAUGU
Molecule: messenger RNA, 3230 nt
Organism: Sceloporus undulatus (fence lizard)
Lineage: Eukaryota; Metazoa; Chordata; Lepidosauria; Squamata; Phrynosomatidae
Gene: TNFAIP2
Product: TNF alpha induced protein 2
Biological process (GO): exocytosis; exocyst localization
Cellular component (GO): exocyst
Molecular function (GO): SNARE binding
Source: RefSeq, a predicted model, not a curated record